AUUUUGAUGCUUUCUGUUCCUCCAAUCUGAUGGAUUUUAGCUCAAAGAUCCCUUUUUUUUGUCUUUCUGGAAGUUUGCUUCCGCAGAAAAAAUCGAUCUUUUUCGUUGUACUGUUAAGAUGUUUCAAUAUCAUGUCGCAGAAGAAGCGAAAUGAUGUGGUCUGCGAUAUCUUCGAAGCUAGGAUUGGCUAAUGGCUUCGAUUGUGUUGGUGUUCUUCUUUUACUAUUAUUUCUUUGCGCUGUUCAUUGAUUUCAAGGUCUCUGCUUUGUCCACGGCAUUUACAGAGACUCUCUGAAGGUCUAAACAAGCGGACCCUUUGAUCGACCGUGCGUUCGUGCAAUCCGAGAACCAUGGGGCUUUCGAGCCUGCCGACUCCAUCGGAGAGCGUUCUCACCCUCGUGCUCGUCAACACUGCCCUCACCGUGUCGAUCGUGAAGGAGCUCCUCCGCUCCGCCCUCCACGUGCUCGGCCUUCGCGCCGCCCCGCCGUCGACGACGAGGACGACGCCGGAGGGGCCACCGGAGCCCAGCUUCACCGACCGGUUCCGCAGCCGGACCAGCCCGGUCCGUUUCGCCUCGGCGAUGUCGUGCCGCCGGCCCGGCGCCGCGGACUGCCGGGUCUGCCUUGCCCGGUUCGAGCCGGAGUCGGUGGUGAACCGGCUUCCCUGUGGCCACCUCUUCCAUAAGGCAUGCCUGGAGACGUGGCUCGAUCAUCGUCACGCCACGUGUCCUUUGUGCAGGACCCAUGUCCUCCAGGGCGUGGACCCGGCCGUCUCCGCCGCUUCCUCGUUGCCAUGGUUUUAGCUCUUAAAGUACCGUGAAUGCCCCAGAAAGCCUCCUCUUUCUUUUUUUCCCCCCUUUUUCUGUGUAUUUUCUUUUUUAUUACUUCUUUGUAAAUAUUGAGGUAGUAUAUAUACACUGUUCAAUAUAACUUACUCUCA
Molecule: messenger RNA, 940 nt
Organism: Musa acuminata subsp. malaccensis (wild Malaysian banana)
Lineage: Eukaryota; Viridiplantae; Streptophyta; Magnoliopsida; Zingiberales; Musaceae
Source: RefSeq, a predicted model, not a curated record